Messenger RNA from Tachysurus vachellii, 3555 nucleotides. Its product is annotated as lysophosphatidylcholine acyltransferase 1. Lineage: Eukaryota; Metazoa; Chordata; Actinopteri; Siluriformes; Bagridae. Gene Ontology annotation, molecular function: calcium ion binding. The transcript has 15 exons. Bases 291 to 1853 code for a protein of 520 amino acids. The record is from RefSeq and is a predicted model, not a curated record.
AAGGGUGCGUUAAAAACAGCGCCACAAAAUGGCUUCGCUUUGAGACGCACCCACUGGGGCUGCGCAUGCGCAGUUGAGUUCCUUUUUCCCCAGGCCAGAACCUCGUCUGGGUGUCUGUUAAUCCAGCGGGAUUGUAGCGACUGUUGCGCACAAGAAACACAUGAUCCGAUUACUAUCAGACUCUUCCUCACCUGCAAGGACACUUAGAUAAACAACAGGCGUGGAAAAGACGCUCCUUUCACGAAACCGAGUGUAAUUUGGGCUGUAUUUUUCUUUUUGUGCGCGUGAAGAUGAGGCUCCCGGACUGCAGAAAGCGAUGCGGGAUGGACGGAGAGGAUGGAGAAAAGGAGCUGGCUCUCCCUUUCAAAAACCCUUUUGUACACGAGUUAAGGUUUACACCGCUUCAGAAACUUAAGCUGGGUGUGAUGACUCUGACCCUGUUCCCCGUGCGCCUCUUCUUCGCCGCGUUCAUGAUGUUGUUGGCGUGGCCCUUCGCCUUCAUCGCCACCGUAGGACGUAGUGAGAGCAGCGUCGAGCCUCAGUGCUUCUGGAGGAGGGUGGUGGAUGUCGUCCUGCGCCGCCUCAUGCGGGCCAUGUGGUUUGCAGGUGGCUUCCACUGGAUUAGGGUCAAAGGUCAGCGUGCGCUGCCCGCCCAGGCGCCCAUCAUCACCCUCGCUCCACACUCGUCUUACUUUGACGCCAUGCCUGUUACUAUGACGAUGGCCUCCAUAGUCAUGAAGGCUGAGAGCAAGGACAUCCCGCUGUGGGGGACUCUGAUUAAAUACAUCCGGCCCGUGUUCGUGUCGAGGUCGGAUCAGGACUCGCGCCGGAAAACCGUAGAGGAGAUCAGACGCAGGGCUCAUUCCCAAGGGGUGUGGCCUCAGAUCAUGAUCUUUCCUGAGGGGACGUGCACCAACAGGUCCUGUCUGAUCACAUUUAAACCAGGUGCUUUUAUUCCAGCUGUCCCUGUACAGCCGGCUGUCAUUCGCUACCCCAAUCAGCUGGACACGAUCACUUGGACAUGGCAAGGUCCCGGAGCGUUUAAGAUCCUGUGGCUCACCCUGUGUCAACUCCAUAAUGAACUUGAGAUUGAGUUCCUCCCAGUCUACAUCCCCAGUGAGGACGAGACGAAGAACCCACAGCUGUUUGCUCAGAAUGUGCGCCGCAUCAUGGCCAAGGCACUGCAGAUCCCUGUGACUGAUUACUCAUUUGAGGAUUGUCAGUUGGCCAUGGCAGAGGGACAGCUCAGACUACCGGUGGACACGAGUCUGCUGGAGUUUGCCCGACUCGUCAGGAGACUAGGGCUGAAGCGGGAGAUCAGUGAGAUUGAGGGUUACAGUCGGAAGGCACGGGAGCUGAAGGGAGUAAAACAGAACAUAGAGCAGUUCUCUCACUUCCUGGAUCAGCCGCUGUCCGAGGUGCUGAGGGACAUGUUCGCCCUGUUCGACGAGCAAUACGAGGGUCUGAUGGACGUGCGUGAGUUUGUCAUCGCCUUCUCUGUAGUGUGCAGACCCACCAAAACACUGGAGACCAUCAAGCUCGCCUUCACGAUGUUUGAGCAGACGCAGGAUGGAGGAGUAACGGAGGAGGAGCUGGAGUGUAUCCUGCACACGGCUCUGGGAGUGACGGAGCUCAGAGUGUCUCGGCUCUUCCGUGCCAUCGACGUGGCAAACUGUGGAAAAGUGACGUUCGAGUUGUUCAAGGGUUUCGCCGAGCAGCAGCCGGAUUUCGCAGAGGAGUUUCUGUACGCCGAAAACACAGGCUUCUUCAGCAGCUUCCUGUCUUCUGGCAUCGCCUCCAAUGGCUUCUGUGCCGACUUCUCCCCCAGCGAGCGACAGAAGAAGGUCAAAUGAAGAACGGCGGGUCGUUGGAAAAGAGCCAGUCGUUAUUCGGGAGGAUUUAAAGACUGCAGUCGGAACAUUUCAAUUCUGGAAAAGAAUACCGAGUGCAACCGAAGGGAUUCUUCAUAAAUAUAUCACAGCUUCCGUUAAUUGAUGUAACACUCAAUCAAAGUCUGUUUUUAUUUCAUUAAUAUUGUACAAAAUUGUACACAUGAAUAAUAAUAAUACAAAUGUUUUUGUAUUAUUAUUCAUGUGCUUAUGAGCUUCAUGGAAAAGUCCCAGCAUGAGGAUCUCUGUUUGUUUACUGUUUUCUUUUUUUCCGACACCACAAUAUCGUCUGAACGAUCAUAAAGACCUUUAUUAAACCCGGCCGUUUAUUCCUCCUGCUAUGGAGAUGUGUGAUCUGAUUGGUGCACUGAUGGAGGUCAUUCUGGAUUUAUCAAGAAUGCAGACAAUGAUGAUUUUAAUAUUAUUAUUAUUAUUAUUAUUAUUAUACGAUUGUGCUAAUCAAUCUAUUUUUUUUUUUUGAAGCGGCUCACACAGACCUGAGUCUCUUUGCCCUCAGUAAGAAAGUGAAUGUACAGACAUGUCUGUCACGCCACUCCGUCCUCGACGUGUUUAUUGAUGAACGUAUGACAGGACGGAAACGUGACGCUUGUCGUCCCUAUGUGCACUUUAGACUCUUUUUAAACUUUGUUUCUUUUUUUGUUCUCUUCAUUCUUCCGACUGGAAAGAAGUAUGUGAUGGUGUGAUGACGGUUGUCAGUGUGAAGACAGUGGAAAUCCCCUCCACUGCUGUACAUUUAUUCUGUAUUGUGUUUUAAUUACAGAGGUGGGAACCAACAGGAAACUGAACCACAGCUGACCAUGUUUGAACUCCUUUUUUUUUAUUUUUUUUUUAUUUGUCCCUGAAAAGCUCACUUUAUAAACACAGGACCAAAAAUCUGGAAGUUUUAAGACGCUGCCUCAGUGACGUCACCUGUGUGACGAUUAAUACGACGUUAUUCCAUUUAAUGUUUUAAUGUAAUAUCUUUUUGUUAAAUCGGCCGAUCUGACAAAAUCUUGAUGGCCAUAGGUUGAGGUUGAUCUUAUUUAAUCGUCUCAUUUUGCCCACAGACGAUCGAAAAACAAACAAAACUGUAAAGUAGUACGAAUUUAGAGAGGUCUUCGCAGGUCUGUGUGUUUCUGCAGAUUAGGUGAUGGUGUAGAAAGUCAGAUUGUGUCUGAUGUUCUGCGAAUCUCCUCCAUCUUCACAUGGCUCCACGUGGAGCAACCAGUGAGACGUUGUACAGUUUCAAGGAAAGUUUAAAGACCUCUAAAUUGUCUUCACUGUCAGUUUUGUCACCUGACAGCUGAACGGAUUAUCGCCAUAGAAAGCAAACAAAAUCCAUGUGAGGUGAUAAUGGGACCCAGAGGGCCACUGCUUUUUGUUUGUUUGUCGUUCCCCCUGACCCCCCCCCCCCCCUUUUUUUUUUUUUUUUACCAUUUUAAGCUUCUCACUGAGUUCUGAGUGGUUUCCAUCCGAUCACAUCCAUUCCUGAGAGCUAAAGAUGAGGGACACACUCCGUCUCUCUGAUGGCUCCUGCAGUUUUAUUUUGUUUUUCUUUUUUUUUGUUUAAUGAAAUGUUUCCAUGUGUCCUGUUUUGACUGCCAUGUAAUGACUUAAUGACUUAUCAUUCCAAACCUUAAAUAAAAAAAAAAAGUUUAUGAAGCCA